Messenger RNA from Hyaloscypha bicolor E, 1719 nucleotides. RefSeq lists its product as uncharacterized. The record is from RefSeq and is a predicted model, not a curated record. Lineage: Eukaryota; Fungi; Ascomycota; Leotiomycetes; Helotiales; Hyaloscyphaceae. Bases 292 to 1449 code for a protein of 385 amino acids. The transcript has 2 exons.
GCCCGGCAAGGAACAUCAAUGCAUUGAAUCAAAGGACACUCGCACCCAGCUCAGCUCACAAGUCACCCCGUCAGCUCCUGGCCGCCAUAAAUGUCGCUGCCGAUGUCUCCAAUUCCUCGAGCUCUCUAGAGCACCUAAAUACCAGUUUGUUCCGUCUACCCAUAGUCGUAUCGCUAGCUGAACACACCACAAUUAUAGCCUAAGCGACGAAUCUCAGCUAUAUUAUCAACCGCGACGCCUGCGUGUUCCUGAAUACCUACACUUUUCGCCGGCACUCUGAAGCUGCUCAAAAUGAGCGCAUCCGAGUCGAGCACGCUGCAUCCCAAUACUCCUGUUCCAGCUGCUCAAGCGCCAUUAAUCGCGUCGAAAGUUCCUCUACUUGGCGAAGGAUUCCAAGAAACGACAAGGACAUCUAUGUUCAAAUCUGCCGACAGCAGCGAUGCCGAGGAAGAUUUUGAGAAGACGGAAGGUGAUGGAGUGAAGCAAGCAAGGAGGAGAUUGUUUGGAUUUGGGAAGAAAAAAGAGGAUGAUAAGACGAAAGGAAAGAAGAAGAGUGAGCUCGCGCCAGUCACGAGCUUGGGAAAUUUCACAACACCAAUCGCACAACCCGUAGCACGUCGAAUUCCUCUACAGAACUCCUCCCCCCCGCGAUCACACCCAGACUAUCCAUAUCAUACAUCUACUUCGCCGCAACGGAAUCUGUACUCCUCCUCUCCCCGUAUCGUGUCACCUGCUGGCUCGCAAAUAUUUGAGAGAGAUGUGCAGGACGAUACACUCCCAGGACCGAACUCUCCAGCGAUCCCAUCACACAUUCAGACAGAGAAUCAUAUUCCGCCAGUGUUAGAUGCUUCCUCGGAAGCCAUUACGAACAACGAACUCAAUCCAGAUACAGUUGAAAUUGUGAUGCACUCCUACCACCAACCUGCCGCGGUGGCAGUGACGGGCAUGGGCAUGGAACCGAUUGCAGGGAAUUGGGCGGAUGAGCUUAUUGCCCAUCCAGACAAAGAUGACGCAGCUUCGAACUACGGUGCGCUGGAUAGUACAGAUGUUCGACGGUUGAGUUUCAUCUCCUUUUCAGAUAUUGUACAGUCCGAGCAUGCAGAGCAUGCUGGGAGCAGAGACUCUAUGUACGUGGCGGGCUUAAGUACAUUGUCUUCGGGAUACAACAGGUCACCUUCGCCGGUACGAUCCCCGGUCUCAUCCCAAGGGUUCGGUACGUCCCCUCCAACAAGCAAAUCCGCAUCCGUAAAGGGCGUUGAGCUGUCGCCCCGAGGGAAGGCUCUGGGAAGUCCGAUUUUGACUCAUCCAACGCUCAAUGGUGGCGAGCUGACAAUAGAGACGAUGUCCCAAGCUUUGAGAAGGACAGGGAGUGGUGAUCUCAGUGGCGUGAGGAGUCAGCCUCUGAGCCCGUCGAGCCCGGAUGGACUGUCUGAUAAGUCCUUCCGUUGAAACUUGCGAAGAUCACGAGGUUCGGGGAAUUCUUCCGGUGUUUUAGUUCUUGAAUUACAUAUAUCCGGGGUGCUUUGGGAUUGGCUUGAUUGGGGCAGGGCGGGAUGGGAUAUGGUCUCUUGUUUGGUGGUGUUUGCUUUUGCUUCAUGGUCAAUGUCUCAAUGAUGACGAGCACUGGAAAUAACUGGGCACUUCUCACUUCGCGGACUCCGUGCUGACCUCCAAAAAAUGCCAAACACCCUCUUGAGUCUUGCUAAAGCAAGGCACCAG